Messenger RNA from Neocloeon triangulifer, 722 nucleotides. RefSeq lists its product as uncharacterized. NCBI's taxonomy places the organism in Eukaryota, Metazoa, Arthropoda, Insecta, Ephemeroptera, Baetidae. The coding region runs from base 27 to 314 and encodes 95 amino acids. The record is from RefSeq and is a predicted model, not a curated record. The transcript has 3 exons.
CUGGACACCGCCGCGUCGAGUCAGUCAUGAAGAAACCGGUGAAGGGACGAGGAGGCCAAAGCACCAACACCAUCCUCACUUCUUCAUCCUACGCUCAGCAACUAACCCAGGUGAACCCAACACCACCAUCCGUUUCUGUGGACGACGAGGAAGAGGAAAAUUCUGGAUUCUCCGGCUGGCUCCGAACUGGCGAGGGAGUUGAGUACAUGAAACUUUUUGUCAUGUGCAACACCUUGAUGGUGGUGCUCACCAUGUCCUGGCCGCACAUUCGAAACGUUUACACCAUUGCCUCUGAAUACUGGAACGGCGAAUAAACACACAGAAACAUGCACGGUUUGAUGGUGAUUAAGGGUUUCAUGACCAUCGCCAUCGUGGGGUGGUACUCGGCGGGCGUGUGGCGCGUGAUGAAUGCGUACUUUGACAACGCCUUCAAGGACCACCUCACCGAGAAAAUGAAAGACCCGGCGCUUUUGCGAAGAACCGUCCCUGAGGCCGUAGGCCUCCCACCCUUGAAGAGCCCCGACCCCUCCGAGAAAGCCCCCGACCUGCCGCCCCUCAACUCGUUCAAGCCGCCCCCAGACGAGAGGCGGUUCUUCCGGGAAAAGCCGAUGAUGCACUACGACGAAGACGAGUUCGAAGAAGUGUGUCCGCUGGAACGGGCCCCUAGCAAAGGCCAGGACUCUGCCAGUGCGGACAAGUGCGGUGGAAGCCCCUGAGGUGCU